AUGACAACUCACGACUCUAUUCAAGAAUUUCAUCUUAAUUCUUCAACUUCCUCCGUCUUCGACAAUAACGACAAUAUUAAUAAUGCUGAUAUAAAUGACAACGAUGAUGGCAACACUAGAACAAAUUAUAAAGCUAAUUCCUCUUUAAAUUAUAACCAUUCUAUGAAUGGUCUUGACGAGGAAGAUGUCGAAGAACAAAUAAUUAACCUGUUAGAUAAUGAUAAUGAAGAAAAUGAGACAUUUCUCAUGGAUAUUGAAAAUGUGAUCACUUCUCAUUAUGAUAAUAUUAAACAAGGCUACAUUAAUGAACGUUGUGCCCCAGAUUUGUUACCUUAUCUGACGAAUGACGUUGAGCAGUUACUUGCUUCAUUGAAACAAUUAAAUGUCAGAGAAACGCAAAUUCGUCAAAGCCGAAUGAGGCGUGUGAGUGAAAAAGACUUUGUAGAGUUGAUGGAUAAGGAACGCGCGUGUCAUUAUUUAAGAUGUUAUCUAAGAACAAGAUUAACAAAGAUUGAGUCGCAAUGUGCACUUAUUCUUAAACGAAAUGAAUAUAUUGAUCGACUAUCCGAUGCUGAAAAAAUCUUCGCGCUAGACUAUAUGAAUAUGAUUAAUAAGCACUUUGAUGAUUUGGUCUGGAAGAAUAUACCGGUAGAAUUACGGGAGAAAGAGUCUGAUUUACUCGUAUCUCUAGACUUAUCAAGAAUUGUGUUUUGCCGAGUGAAAGAGGAUCUAGGUGAAUUAAAUGUAUCUGAUACUACCGGAGAUACUAUUAAACUGGAGAAAAAUGGGAUCUAUGCACUUCGUUACGAAACUAUUUCAUCUUAUUUGAUUGAUGGGUUAGUUGAAUUAUUGUAG
Molecule: messenger RNA, 855 nt
Organism: Ambispora leptoticha
Lineage: Eukaryota; Fungi; Glomeromycota; Glomeromycetes; Archaeosporales; Ambisporaceae
Source: the annotation of a GenBank genome assembly